Messenger RNA from Labrus mixtus (cuckoo wrasse), 1647 nucleotides. RefSeq names its product SET and MYND domain containing 3 (gene smyd3). Gene Ontology annotation, cellular component: nucleus. Bases 61 to 1365 code for a protein of 434 amino acids. The transcript has 12 exons. Lineage: Eukaryota; Metazoa; Chordata; Actinopteri; Labriformes; Labridae. Gene Ontology annotation, molecular function: protein binding. The record is from RefSeq and is a predicted model, not a curated record.
CGUCACGACGCAAGGGCGGAUGUAAACACUGGUCGUUUUCACGUGGAGGGAAAAUCAACCAUGGCACCCAGGCUGGAGCGUUUUGUCAGCCCGGGGAAGGGUAAUGGUUUGCGGGCUACAGCCAGUAUCAAAAGAGGAGAGCUGGUGUACUCUGCCGAGCCGCUGGCGUGCUGUGUCUCCAACAAACAUGCCAAAGAAGUCUGCCACCACUGCUUUACACGACAUGAGACCUUGUUGAGAUGUUCCCAGUGCAAGAUGGCCCGCUACUGCAACAUCACCUGCCAGAAACAAGCAUGGUGCGACCAUAAGAGAGAGUGUAAAUGCCUGCGAAGCCUCCUGCCGAGAAUUCCCACUGACUCUGUCCGUCUUGCUGCGAGGAUCAUCUUGGCCCUGUUAAACCCGUCUCAGAGCAGCGGUGGUGAGGAGCUCUACCCUUUAGAGGAGCAUGAAUCACAUUUGAGCUCCAUGUCUGAGCACAAGAAACAAGGUCUGUCUGAGCUGGCGUCCAUGUUGGAGCUCUACCUGCAACAGGAAGUACCUCACCUGACAUCAGCCCUGCCUCCUUCCUGCCAAGAGCCCCUCAGCCUUAUUGCAAAGGUGACAUGUAAUUGUUUCACCAUCAGUGACGGAGAGCUGCAGGAGAUUGGAGUUGGGCUGUAUCCGAGCUUAUCUCUGUUAAACCAUGACUGUAGGCCAAACUGUGUGAUGGUGUUUGAGGGAACACGACUGCAGCUCAGAGCGGUUCAGGAUAUCAACGCUGAAGAGGAGCUUACUAUAAGUUACAUCGAGACGUUGUCACUGUCUGAAGAUCGACAGAAACAGCUGGAGGAGCAGUACCAUUUCACCUGCCAUUGUCAGCGCUGUGACUCUCAGGACAAAGACGAACUCUUGCUGUCUGGAGCAGAAUCAAGAUGGCGGCUGCUGAAAGAGGCUCUUCCUGGAGUGGAAAAACUGAAAGUAGAGUCCAAUUGUGAAGAACUGCUGGAGAGUUGUAGUCAUUUAAUAUCAACAGCUGAAGAUGUGCCUGAUGAAAAUCUGUACAAGCUUAGACUGACAGACAUGGCUUUAGACGCUUCCAUUCAGCUGGGGCUCUGGGAGAAGGCUUUGAGAUACGGCGAGUUAACACUUCCAGUAUACAGACGAUACUACCCUGAUCCUCACCCGGUGCAUGGAGUGCAGCUGAUGAGGGUCGGAAAGCUGCAACAUUACUUGGAACGUCUUCAGGAUGCACUGGACACAUUCAGACAGGCAUAUCAAAUCAUAAAGAUCACCCACGGUGACGAUCACCCCUUGACUACAGAUCUAUUGAUGAAGAUGGAGGAAUGUCGCGCUGAAAUGGACCAACAAUCGUCCAUCAGUCAUUAAGACACGGCGGCAAAAACAUCAGACUGAUUUCACUUUCUAUCCAAUUUUCUUAUACCUUUUUAAAAGUGUCAUGAUCAUGUUUUAAAGACUUGUAGCAUAAACAAAAAGUCAACAACAAUACACAUUGCCUUAUUCAUUUUUUAUUACAUCAAUAAUUUAAAUUGCUUUGUCUACAGUCUGUUUUUUUAUUUCCUCACAAAGUUUGUUAUAAUGAUUUCUCUUUAGUUUCUUUCCUUUGGUGGAAAAAAGGAAAAAAUAAAGGAAUGAUAUGUUUUCACCCAG